Molecule: messenger RNA, 828 nt
Organism: Rhincodon typus (whale shark)
Lineage: Eukaryota; Metazoa; Chordata; Chondrichthyes; Orectolobiformes; Rhincodontidae
Product: GDNF family receptor alpha-1-like
Exons: 6
Coding region: 1-828 (275 amino acids)
Biological process (GO): nervous system development
Cellular component (GO): external side of plasma membrane; signaling receptor complex
Molecular function (GO): signaling receptor activity
Source: RefSeq, a predicted model, not a curated record
AUGCAACAAGAUAAAAUCAAAUUUCAUUAUAAAGUAUUGAAAGACAUUUUUCAUAUACGUGCAGAACGCAUUGGUCCAAAGGGAAACAGUUGUUUGGAUGGCGCCAAAGCUUGCAAUCUGAAUGAUAACUGCAAAAAAUUCCGAUCGAUGUACAUCUCGCCCUGCACAGCCCGUGUUUCUGCAUCGGAGAUCUGCAACCGAAGAAAGUGCCACAGAGCCCUGCGACAAUUCUUUGACCGUGUUCCUGCGAAAUACACCUAUGGAAUGCUGUUCUGUUCCUGUAGGGACAUGGCUUGCAUAGAACGGCGACGACAGAUGAUUGUGCCUAUUUGCUCAUACCAGGAUGAUGAAAAGCCAAAUUGCUUGUCUUUGGCUGAAACGUGCAAGACAAAUUACAUCUGCAGGUCACGGCUUGCAGAUUUCAUCACAAACUGUCAGCCAGAACCUCGUUCCAUAAGUGGCUGCUUAAGGCAAAACUAUGCAGCCUGUUUACUUGCCUACUCUGGACUCAUAGGGACUGUCAUCACCCCAAACUAUAUUGAUUCCACUGGCAUCAGUGUGGCACCAUGGUGUACUUGUAAUGGAAGCGGGAACCAGAAGGAAGAGUGCGAUGAAUUCCACAAUUUUUUUAAGGACAACAGAUGCUUCAAAAAUGCUAUACAAGCAUUUGGUAAUGGCACUGAUGUGAAUGUUUGGUUCACUGGUGCCGCAGAGGAACACAACAAUGAAAAAAAGCAUAAACAAAUACAGGAUGAGCUGGCUAUUCAGGUUCUCAAAGGAAGAUCAGAGCCUUUGGAGCGUCCUUUGAGUUGUGGCAGCAUGCUAUGA